Molecule: messenger RNA, 339 nt
Organism: Zasmidium cellare ATCC 36951
Lineage: Eukaryota; Fungi; Ascomycota; Dothideomycetes; Mycosphaerellales; Mycosphaerellaceae
Exons: 2
Coding region: 1-339 (112 amino acids)
Biological process (GO): cytoplasmic translational elongation
Cellular component (GO): ribosome; cytosolic large ribosomal subunit
Molecular function (GO): structural constituent of ribosome
Source: RefSeq, a predicted model, not a curated record
AUGAAGUACCUCGCGGCAUACCUCCUCCUCGGCCUCGCUGGCAACUCCUCCCCAUCCGCCGAGGACAUCAAGGGCGUUCUCUCCGCCGUCGGCAUCGAUGGUGAUGACGAGCGUCUCAGCUCGCUCCUCAGCGAACUCGAGGGCAAGGACAUCAACGAGCUGAUCUCUGAGGGUUCUGCCAAGCUCGCCUCCGUCCCAUCUGGUGGUGCCGCCGCCCCAGCUGCUGGCGGUGGUGCUGCCGCUGCCGGUGGUGCUGCCGAGGAGGCACCAAAGGAGGAGGCCAAGGAAGAGGAGAAGGAGGAGUCCGACGAGGACAUGGGCUUCGGUCUGUUCGACUAA